AUGGAGGCUAUCUUGCAAACAGCGCUUUUACUGGGAUCUAAAAACGUACCACUUGAUGAAUUCUCCGGUGAAAUCGAUGCUACCUGUUUGGUAAACGCCAAGCUGAUUCUGAGUGGUAAGCACGAUACCGUGAUACAGGAGCUACUGAGAGCUGCAGACGUGACCGGAAAGUACGAUUUUGACGACCCACAAGAGACUUAUUCGGGUUUCCAAAAUCGUUUUUCGGUCGCUUACAAAAAUCAUCCAAAUUUGGCUCUGGUGCUCGCUAUCGCCUUGCUACAGUCUUUUAUCCAGAGUAACUUCACAGGACCAGGCGCAUUGAAAUCGUCGUCUGAGAUUUUGGGAUGUACCAAUGAUCAGAACGAAAAGUUACACCGGUUUUCUAUUACGCUUCUCAGCGUUCUGGGCCAACCCGCGUACCGGUUGUGCGACAAUGCCGUCUACUUAGUGAUGGCCUUGAUUCUGCUAGAGCAAGUCACGCAGCAACCAUCGUUAUUCGGCCAAGACUUUCAGGAAACUGCUCUCGUUGAGAUCGUACCAGCCCAAACCUCAGCCGUAGUGGCGUCUGCUCACUGGUGGCGUGCAAGGGCUCUUCUUGCGCAGCUGUCGCUUUUAUCUGAGCCCACAGGACCUCAUCCUAUGGUCGCUUCUUCGAUUUUCAACAGCAUAGACCUAGUGUACGCCAUAUCCAAAGAACUUCCAUCCCAUUUGAAAUCCAGUGUUGAAAAUCAAUUGGGCGUAAGCUUUUAUCUGGAAAACGUUAAAUGCUCUUUGGCCACCAACACGGAACACAUGUGUUUGCCCACUUUGGCGAAGGUUCAGAAGUUGACACAGUUCCAGUUUGUUUUGACCGGUGCAAGGGCCAAGAGAACCAAAUACCAGAGUGAAUUCCGUUCCGGGCUAAUAAUUUUGGCUCACUCUCAGCAAGCCUCAAACAACACAGACUCUAGUGAUGACAGUGUGAAAGAGGCACCCGAGACGCUUGCGUUAGAGUCAGACCAUUUACUCGAAAAACCUGUGUAUGAGUCCAUUGGAAAUGAGCCGUUGGACGAGCAGAUCGUAAAAAGACCAAAGAUAGACCAAGAUUAUUCACUUGAUGAAGAAAGGUUACUUCCAAUUGCCAUCCGACAGGAGGACAUUCCGCUUGUGUUGCGCGAGCUCGAUCCUAACGACCAGCCGACUCUAUCUGACGAUGACAAUGCUCAAUUACUCCUUCGGCUACAAGUCAUUCGCCAAACCACGCCGGCGCAGAACUCGAUGGUGGAGCAGGAGUUGAGCGCCAUUGUGAACCGCGUCUUAUACCAGUCUGGUAAGAAAAAUUGGACGCUGUUUUCCAGAGGAUUGUGGGAAAGAUCGCUCAUCGAGACGACCAAGGCCAAGACAAUUGAAAGAGGUCUACUACAAAUGCAAUCGCUGGUUGAAGAAUUGGAUUUGAGCAUUUCAACCCGGAUGCUUCCUCAAAGCAGUGGUGGAGAUUCAACACAAGCCGUGGAGAGAUUGAGGUAUGUCCAUAAAUUACCUUUCCUUCCUCGCUGGGCGAUGGAUGUAACGCUGGCGGAAAAGUAUAUGAGCCUUGGCGUUAUGAAAUCUGCAGUCGAAAUUUACGAGAGAUUAUCCAUGGUGUGUGAAGCUGCGCUGUGUUAUGCAGCUGUAGGUGACGAAAAAACGGCAGAAAAGAUCCUCAUCAAGAAUAUCGAAGAAAAUCCAAAUGAUGCAAGAGCCUUAUCUAUCUUGGGAGAUAUCAGACAAGAUCCAGACUUGUGGACGAAGAGUUGGGAGAUCGGUAAACAUGUUAACGCCAAGAACUCUUUGGCGAAACACUACUACAACCCCCCAUCGUCAUCUGGUUUAACAAAAGAUCCCAUUGCAUGUAUCAAACACCUGAACGACUCCUUGCGCUUAUACCCACUCUCGUUCGAGACUUGGUAUUUUUACGGCUGUGUUGGUUUGGAAUGUGGUAAGAUGGAUCUUGCUGCUGAAGCCUUUACAAGAUGCGUGUCACUAGAUGCAACGCAUUCCAUAUCUUGGUCCAACUUGAGUGCUGCUUUCAUCGAGCAAGGUAAACUCAAGGAGGCUCAUAGCUGCCUCAGCAAAGCGGUAAGCUCCGACUCACCUAACAACUGGAGGAUCUGGGAAAAUUUUAUGCUUGUUUCGAUAAAGCUAAACAUGUGGCCUGACGUCUUACUAGCAUGCCGCAAGCUUGUAGAUAUACGAAAGGAUAAAGUUGGAGAGUUUUCAAUAGACAUGCCAGUUGUUGAAAAGCUCGUGGAAUUACUGGUGACUUCAGAUUUCCCCGCCAAUACUUCUCAAAGAUUGACACACUUUCAAACUUCUUGUAUGGAAUUCAUAUGUGACACGCUUCCCACCGUGGUAACAACGAGUUCAGAAUGCUGGAAGCAGGUGGCAAAGGUUGAAAUGUGGAGAAAGAGACCAUGGGCAUCGUUAGAAUGCUAUGAAAAAGAAUACCGAGCAAUGUCACACAAUCCGGACCUCGAAUUUGACGAAAAAGUGUGGAACGCAACAGUUGAAACUUGUGACGAUUUAGUAUCAGCAUAUGAGUCUCUAGGUGAAAUGGAAGGGAAACAUGGGCCAGGCAGUGCUGUUUGUGGGGAUUGGAAGUACAAGGCGCGGUCCGUCAUAAAGUCAUUGAUGAGUAGGGGCAGAUCCAGCUGGGAAGAUUCUGAAGGCUGGGAAAAACUAUUAGAAUUAAGAAAUAAUCUAUAG
Lachancea lanzarotensis is the source of this 2724-nucleotide messenger RNA. It is a transcript of the gene EMW1, whose product is annotated as LALA0S05e05160g1_1. The transcript has a single exon. Lineage: Eukaryota; Fungi; Ascomycota; Saccharomycetes; Saccharomycetales; Saccharomycetaceae. The record is from RefSeq and is a predicted model, not a curated record. Gene Ontology annotation, molecular function: protein binding. Bases 1 to 2724 code for a protein of 907 amino acids.